AGUCCGAGUGAAGGGAGCUGAGGAAAUAGCGCUAUGACUCUCGUUUAAAGAUACAUUAGGGGGUAUGACGUUCUCAGAAGCCAAAAUAGGCUUAGCUGUAGUACGAUGGGCACAAACACUAAAGAGGAAUAAAAAUAGUGGCGUACUUAAACAGUGAAUGAAUUUAGAUGUCGAGUUUAUUUUGUCAACAGUGAAAGAAGUUGACUUAGGGACCAUAAAAAUAUAUGGUAUAAUAAACUGUUAAAAAGACAGGGAGAGCCAGUGAAUAUGGAUCGCGUUAAAAUGUACCAACAAGAAAUAAUACAUUUCGAAGUUGAGAGAGAUCCCACCAGAACUUGGAAAAACAGAAAAGCCUGAGAAAUAGGCUACGAAUUUAAAAUAGGCAACACAAAAGUGAUAAUACACGACCACGAUGGUCUAAAAGACACUAGCGAAGGCAUGUUAGUCCUAAACGGCAACGAACGAAUGAUUACGGGAGUCAGAACAGCAAGUGUGAUAUUUGACAAAUUAGCAGAGGACGCAUUGAAAGAGAUUCAGAUCUCUCGCGAAAAUCUGGGUAGACAAAGCCCUGACUGCGUGCGGGUAAAUCGCCAUUAGUAGACAAAUUAAAGUAACACAUUUAACUCUAAUGGGAACUAGACAAUAUAAACAUUAAAUAACGAAUGUAAUUAGAGGGAUGACUACAGGAAUACAUCAAAAUUUAGACAAAGGACGUUUGACUUUAUAUCUACUAAUAAAUAACAAAAACAGAGAAGAGUUUAAACGUAUUCUUAAUGCGAUGAAAAGUGAGGGUGAUUUCGAGGUGAGAAUUCCAGCUGCGUCGGCCUCUGCAAUAAAAGAGACAAAAGGUCAGGAAAUGCUAAAUAAAAUUGAAAGCUCAGGCGGAGAAGAAAUAAAUGAAACAUCAUACUCUUACAGUCUAACUUCAGACAGUGAGCCUGAACUUAAAAGAAAGAAAGAAAGAAAGAAGCGCGAUUGCGACAGAAAGAUAGCGGAGCUAUCUCGUUAUUAAAGGUGAGUCAUUUAAUUUAGAAUGACUGGCCAUUAAUGGAAUUGAGAGGUGUACGAUUUUAAAAAAGAAAACCCUCUUCUAAAAACAAAGCAGAAGUUUAGUACAAAAAAUAAAACAUUUUUUGAUAAAAUAAAUAUUCAUGCACGUGAACUCACUUACGGACAAGUGAGAACAUGCAUAUCACCAUCAGCUUUGCAAAUAGUGAAGCACGACGGAUGGAGUAAAUCCGCAAAAACGGCGUUAUUUCAGGAAGGAUACGAUUUUUCAAGGAAAAUAAUAAAGAGCAUUAAAAGCGUUGUAAAGGCGUUGUAAAAACAUUGAGAACCGAAGUGAAACAUUUACGAGGCGAAGUAAAAAAAAAAAAAAAAAAUUAAAUGCUCAAAAGUCGAUAGCACCAAUGGGGAAAUUAGACAUUUCCGACAAUUGGGAAAAUGAAGAAGAGCCACAGAUCAAACCAUAUGAAAAAGUAGGUCGAUGUUCUCCGGAAUUAUUGAGUACACCGUUCAGACUAUUAGAAUUUAAAACUCCGCGUAGGUAAAGACAAGCAGACUGAGAUAUAAUCUAAAUUGCUGGAAUUACAAUUGACGGAGGCAAUUCAUAAGUAAAUAAGUGUUAGAAAAACGUAGAAAAUUAGAGUGGGUUUGUAGUUGAAGGCGCGGAAAAUGCCAACUUACUAAGAGAGGCAAUUACGAGAUUGGUACAUAAAUUUGGUAUAUGUAUUGCACGAGUUUUACACAUCGUGCUAUUUAUACGCAACCUCAGGAGACUGGUAGCACAUACAUGCACGGGUCAUGCAAUCUUAGCCGAGGCAACAGAAAAAAUUGAGAUUUAACAGGAACAGAAGACCAGUACUCAUUACACAUUAAAGGUAGCUUAAUACGCGCCGUAAAAGACCAAGUGCCUCUCACUUCAGGAUGAAAUUCCUAUGUCAGACAAAGUAAGACUUUUACCAGAAGAGAAAUACAAGGAGGAUAUAAUUAAUUACAAUCCUGAAAAAUGUGACUAACAAACAAAUAGAAUAACGAUUGGCUGAGUACGACUUAACUUCUCAACACGUGAAAAUAGUGAGGAAAAAGGAGCCAAAUAGGCGUUUCAAUAAGUAAAGCGAAAGCGAAUAAAACCGAAAAUAAUACAAUGACAAAAAGGGCGUAUAGUACGCGAUCUCAGAUAGAGAGACCAUUUAAAAAAAAAGUACAGCUAACGUACCAUUUCAAAGCAAAAGAGACUGGGAGCGAAGUAAAUAUGGAACAGAAAGUGAAAGAGAUUCGUAUCCAACACGCAAAAAUCUAAUUAUGUCCUGGAGGAAAGAGCAGAGAACGAAGUGCCUGAAAAGCGAAUGCAGUUUCAGUUUCCUAAGCGCAAAAUAGAAAACACAAAACUCAAAAAGGUGAGAGGAAAUCAAGUAAUGAAUAAUAAUGUAACGGACUCGGAGACCGAAGCAGAUCUUAAAACGCAUAAUUAUCAGAGACCGAUAAAGACGUCGGAAUGACUAAGAGAAAAAUGCUUUGUUAAAACAGAAUAUCUGUGAUAGAAAUGUAAUUAAAAUUCACAUAUUAAAAUAUAAGGAAUUGACUUUCCAGUUAAUUCUGGAGCACUGAUAUCAAUUACAACACCACCACUAAAAGAAAAAAGCUGAAUUAUUGUUCAGACGUAUGACAGAAUUAAAACGGAAAAAAAAUAACUAUUUGAAGAAAGUUUGGAAUAAAAACAAGUAAAUGUAACGAAAACUUGCUUGCUGGAACUUGAGGAAAAUAUUAAGAUAAAAGAAGUACAUUUAGAAGAGUAAUUAAAACGAAUUAGGAAUAAGGGAGAAUAAGAUGAUAGGAUCUGAGCAGAAAAAAGGAUAAAUUAAUACGAAUGCUGAAAGACAACACUUUUUGGCAAAUUAAAAAAUUAUUUAGGGGCUAUUGAUGAAAACUACGCUCACGAAAAAUAAUAGGAGGAAUGCGCGAACCUCAACGCCAGUAUCCGACCAAUAAAUUAGCCAAAAAAGAACUAAAUAAGAGAAUAUAAGAAUUGUUAGAGCAAAACGUUAUUAAGGAAGUAAAAUCUCCAAUAAUUAGUAGGCUAAUUCAAGUCAUUGAACCGGACAAUACAUUUAGAUUAGUGACAACUUCAAGGCUUUGAACAGAGCUAUUAAACCGGACAAACGGUGUAAUAAAUGCACGUUAUAGACAGCAUUAAGCGAGUGAAAGAAAUGCAAAUUUCUGUUGGAGAUAGAUGUAGCAAAAAGGUCAACACCGCUAAUAGAGGCGAGCCAGAAAGAAAAAGAAAGCGCUUUCAGUUAACAAUAAAUUAUUGUACAUUUCUGCAAGUAUUUAAAAAGCUCAGUGGUAUUUCAGAGCGUAAUAAUGGAUAGAUAUUAAGACUUACCGGUAGAAAUGUAUAUCGUUGAUGUCCUAAUAAUAUACGACAAUGAGAAACAACAUAUUUAAAUAAUUUAACAAACGCUAAAGAAACUAGCCGAUUCAGGUUUAAAUAUAGAUAUUAAUUCAAACGAAUUAAUGAUGGAGAUGGUUGAACUUAUGUGAUUUUGCAUCUCAGCAGACAACUGUGGAAUUACGCAAAUGAGCGCAUUACCGUCAUAAAGACUCCGAACACCGUAAGACACGUUCGAAAAAUAAUGGGUUAGAAAAUUAUGUAAAGGAUAUAAAUCCAAAAUUUUGCCAAAUGGCAAAGCCAAUAUAUGCCACUAUAAAAGAAAACAAAUUGCAAGGGAAGCAAGAGGCCGAAGAUGCGUUGCGCAGCCCACAAACGGCACUUUAUUUUAGACUCAGGCCAGCUAGAAGUGAAAACAGACGAAAAAGUCUUGGAAGUAGAUCUUGAAAUAGAUCCAAUUGGUUAUCAAUUGAUAGCUAGAAAUUCUAAAAACAGAAUGCCUAUAAAAAAUUGUAACUGGAAAUUGAGAAAGGCCAAAUUAAAAUGUAUUUCUGUAGAAAAAGCUUAUCAACACUACUGAAAAGAUAUCCUGAAUUACCGGAUCUAGCGAGAGGAAAGCAGAACUUGGUAAAACUCGGAUAAAUUAGUCAUGGAGCUGACUAAAAACAAAGUUAAGCUUGCGAAAGCAUUAAACUCUAGAUGGCAGAUAUGUGAAAAUAUACUUUUAGAUCCAAAUUUAAAAAUCAGAAACAGAGGAAAAAUGAAAUAUCAGGAAACAGCUGUGAACCUGUUAAAAAGCAUUGUAGUUUAUACGGAUAGUUCUAAACCACCAAAAGGAGAGAACGCAGGCGUACAUUGAAGCCGGAAAAACAAACAGUAGAAUCGAGGAGGUGGUAACGGAACAAUUAGCUGAAGUAAAAUCCUUAGAGAGGUUAAGAGACUUUAAAACCAACUAAUUUGUCCUGGGAAUAAAUCGUGAAUACGUGGGAAAAUGCUUAAAUGAGGAUUUAAGUAUUUAGAAUAAAUUAAUACAGGACUUAAGCGUAACAUCAACAAGGACAUUCAUAAGACAAUAGCAAAACGGCUUUAGGCAAUAACGAAACUAAUAGAAUGGCUGGAGUAAGAAGAACAAUUGUGCUUAGAGUGAAUCUUAUUUCACCACCUCUGAGCAUUAACUUAAUGGGUAAAAUCUUAACAAAUAAUAAAAUGCGCGUUUCUAAAUGAAGGAAGAAAUAUCAGCGGAUCAGUUUGCUAUGUGAGAAUUGUGAGAAAAGUUAUAACAAGUUAAGUAGCAAUUCAUAAUGUAAUAUAUUGUCAGAGAAAAUUAAUGAAGAGUGAUCUUUUGAUGUCGCAGGACCUUUGUUACCGAAGAAUAAGUUUUAUAACAAAUAUAUCUUGUUUAUCGUUGAUGGCUCUACAGGAAACAUUUUGAGAUAAGGCGCUAACAUAAAUAAAUUCCAGGACAAUAAUAAAAGCAGUACAGGAACUAGAGACUGCGCGAGGAAGACUAAGCAGUGUAAGGAAAGGAUAACACUAGCUUUUGUCGUCUGAGAGUCAGAAAAAUGACUCGCAAAAAGCACAUAAAAUUAGCCCAGAAUGUGAAAUAUUCGCCUGAGAGUAAUGGAACUGCACAAUGCAGUAUACGAAAAACAAAAGGAUAUUUCAGGGCAAAUGCGAACUAUCGCAUGUGGGAUUUAUUUUAGAACAGGCUCUGUAUUAUAUUAAUUCAACAAGCGUUGAAAGAAAAGAAAAAACCGACAUUAGAAAGUAAUAAAAAAAAUUGCUUUCUAGGACAGAACGUCUAUACAAGGUUAGUUCACAAGGAUAUGAACAAACCAUUUAAAGACACUAUUACUAAGAAACACACGAUCGUGCGAGUAAUUAGUGAUCACAUGGUUGAGUUAGAAAACAAUAGAAUUUGGUUUAAAAAGACAUUUGAUUUUGGUUGAGAAUUAAAGUCUUACCUUAAUCCAAAUUGACCCUUGUCCCUUAAACAAGCAGACGCCUGCUGUGAAAGACGCGAAUUAUGUGUCGGUGCUGGGACAAAAAGGUCAUAAAAACCCCCGAGAGUUCGCAUAAAUACGCUAUUUUAAUGGUACUGGGGCAGGGAAUUUGGAGAGCAUAGGGUUAAAAUGAGCUUUAAAAAUAAGUAUGUGACCUGGCUGUCAGACAACGUUAAACAAAACUUUUAACAUCUACAAUGAGCCACAAGUAUAAAAUAAAAAAGGUAAUAAAAAUCUUUACUAAGUUGAAACUUUGACUUAUAGUCAACUAAAGACUCCUUGAUGGGGGAAAUAGAUUUAUGAUCUUGAAGGAGACUUUAGUUGACCCUGAUAACGCGAAAUUGACGAUGGCAAAUUGAAGCGUAACAACUUAGCAACUAAAUAAUUUGAACCAUGACAACUUCAUUUGACCAUGACAAAAGUGAAACAAACUGUUUCGAAUUAAAGAAUACAAAAUGGAAAAUGAAAGUAGGGAAAGAAUAAAAGAUGGAAAAGUAGAAGAGACUAAAAUAACUCUCUUAUAGAUGCCAGGGGAGUGCAUUUGUCUAUUGCCAUUGGAAAAGAUGGCAGAAAGAUGCCAAAAAGUGUGUAGACACACAAUGAAGUAUAUGUAAGGAAGUAUACAAUUGGUAAAUAGCAUAACUUUUGGAUACAAAAUGUAUUAGGUUAAUGUAGACAAUAAGAAUAUGCACCCCUAAAACAGGUAUACUGGAUUCGAUGUAAGUAUAAAAUACAUUGAAUGUAAUACGAUAAAAAAGCAAUGAUGAAAUAGAAAAAUCAUUGGCUAGCAUUUGAAUGAGUGAGGAGUGAAGACUAAAAUAAUUUGGAGAAAGAUCUAAGAUGAAAUCACACUGUGGAACAUUUCAGCCUGGUUGAACUUGGAGGUGAAAGUUCACCUACUCUGCCUUCGAAAUGUGAGUAGAACAACAACAACAUACGCUUUACUGCAGCUCACAAAUGGUUAAGACCACGUGUGGGUUUAAGUUUAUCUUUUUGGAAACUUACUAUAUCUAAAAUUUGCCAUGAUUGUUUGAUUUAAAUAGAAGCAGUAAAUACACAAAACUUAUUGAGGCGGUUAUGUUCUACAGUGUACAACAGUUAUAAAGUAUAUACAUAAAAAAUAUAUGCUGAUGUGAAAACUUUAAAAAGUUUUCAUGAUAAUUAAAAAGAGUUAUCAAGAUAAAAUGCAUAUUAUCAUCUUGGAGAUCAAAUAUAUCAAGCAGGAUAUAUAUAUAUAUAUAUACAUAUGAUUUGGACUAGAAAAGUAACAUUAAAAAUGUAUUUAGACUAAUUUGGGUUAAAAUACUGACAUGAUGGGGCAGUGGAUAGGACACAUGCCUUUGGUUUGAGAAACCUAGGUUCGAAUCCACUGUGACACACCAUUGUGUCCCUGAGCAAGACACUUAAUCCCUAGUUGCUCCAGAGGCGUGCGACCUCUAACAUAUAGCAAUUGUAAGUUGCUUUGGAUAAAAGCGUCAGUUAAAUGAAUAAAUGUAAAUGAUGUAACAUAAACACCAGGAGCAUUAUGCAUGAUGGUAAAAAGAAUGUUUGAAUAAAACAUUUCCAUUGGACAUUUGUAACUAAAUAACAAAAAAAAAAUGUUAUUUGUUAAAUCUGUCCCAGGAGUAGGUAAAAAAGAAAGAGACGUUUCACACAUUCUCUGGAGAUCAUAAACCAGUCAGAGAUGUUGUGAGGAUUGUUUUAAAGACACCACAGCUUAGCUUUUUGCUGAGUAUGUGUUGGGUGGUUCAUAAAGUAAAAUAAAUUAUUUUAUGACUAAUCUACCUCAGUUGCUAUUUAUAUUUAAGGCGGACACUGAUUGUAAACAUAACAUUGCUUACAAAUCUUGUUUAGCAUCACUAGCCUUGGAAUGCUGCUAAAAGUUUUGUUUGUUUUAUUGAUUGUGUGUAUGUGUGUGCCUCACUGUUAAGAAAUAAUAUUGAGAGAAGGAGGUGUGGAGAUUAAUACUUUUUUAAUUGACCCUUAGGGAGAACUAAGAUAUGUAGUGAUCAGACGUAAUAACAGCACCUAUGUUUGAUUUAAUUUUGAAGAUGCAAAUUUCAAAAUUGUAAAAGCACAGCAGAAGCAAGCCAGAUACUCUGAAUAAAACUGGGAUAGUGGCAAAAUGUAUAACAUAUUGGGUGUAAUGAAAAAUAACGAUGGUAAAGUAAGUAAUAAGUGUGAUUGAAUAAAGUAUUAUACAAUAUGUUAAGAAACCUAGAAAAACCGCACAAAGUCGAUCACAAUCAAGACCAUACUGUUGUAAAACCAAAUUAAUGCUAUGGCAUGAAAAUGCUUCUGUUUAAAAGGUCAAAAUUUUAAUAGGAGAUAUGUGCAGUUUUGAGCAGUUGGCUUAAGAUUAUUGGAAUGUAUUGAAGUUAAUUUAUGAAACACAUUCCUCUCAGCUAUGAGGAGUAAAAGCAGAAGAACACAGAGAAGUUCAAAUGUGGAUCAUAAAUUGUCUCUCAAAGGACGAGUUGGUGUGAUUCAGCCACACACUGAUAUAUUUAAACUGAACCUUUUUGAAACACAGUUAAAUGACCAGGAGAGUCUGAUUAUGGCGGACCACUUUCUAGAAAAUCAGGAAUUGGCAGAAGCGGUAAAUGAGGCUAAGAGACUGGAACUUAGGAGAACAGUGAGGGGUCAAUUAUUAACAAGAUGUGGAACAGAAUAUUGGAUUGCAGUUCACAAGGAUGAAUGUGUCUCUUGCUACAGGCAUCCUGUAAUGCAAAGAGUUGAAUUAAGUAUGGGACAAUUCUGUCGAGAUUGUUUCAAGACUGUUAAAAUAAUGACUUGGGUUAAUGAAGAUAAGACAACAGAGCAUUACUUGACAACUUUUAAUCUAAUGGAACGCACUAAUGCUACGUUAUUUCUGAGGUACCGAGAUAUACUCAAAAGGCUUCACCCAGAGGUUGAGGAAAUAUAUUAUGAUAUUGAUGGACACAAGGAUUGGACUAAAGAUAACAAAGACCUUGUAGUACAUGAGCUUCAUAGAAGUAAAACAUUGAAGAUUGUUAAACUCGAUGGAGUUUUUUAUCUCAUAGAGCUAAACAUUGAUGAUUGCAUCAAAAAGGAAAGGGUCGCAACUUCUGCCCCCCCAGUUCUCCAGAAGACUUCAAUGAUGACUGUGGCUCGUGGAGAAGUGCGUAAAAUGCAGGAGUCCAUGAUUCCGUUGAUUGGUAAUUGUAAACAAUGUAAGAUCAAUGGAAGGAGCCGCCAGUUCUUGUGUCAGAACUCUGAAGGAGAAUUGAUUGGUGCAUGCUACCAUGAGAUAACUGAUGGAAAAUUUAUAAAAGCAAAUUUUGGAGGCUAUCUGAACGUAGUGUUGCAAAGUGUAAAACAUUGGCCAGUGGGUGAUCAAGUAAAAGGAAUUAUAGUGGAAAGUAAUUGGGUAAGACCAAUACGCAAAGUUCCCUGGGUCAACAACUAUUUGAGUAUAUCUCAGCACAACAUUUUUACUAAUAGGGGUGAAAUGUACUUGAUGUUGAAAAAAUAUGAAAGGAGAGUUGGAAGAUAUCAGCCAUACUUAUGUUUGAAAAUGAGAACUUAAAGGCUGUAUAAUAUUGCAUGAAGGGGGUGUUGUGUAAGAUGCAAAUUAUCCAACCUUUAUAAGCCAAAUAAUACACCUAAUUUUAUAUGUAUUUCUUCUGAGCAAUAUAAACCUGUGGUUUGUUAUUUUAUACUCCUUUUACUAUGUUAAACUCUUUAUGUUACUUAAUACGCCUAGGGUGGCUUUGAUGUAAAGUAUUAUAAUCAUUGAGUUGGGAGUAUAUGCAUGACAGCUCUUAAAUUGCAUGUUUAAGGAGUGACACAAAUAUGGUUUUGUAUUUACUAGUUUAUUAAGAGUAGAGAGAUUGAUGCAUGUAUUAGAUAGAACAAAGCUUAAGGGAUAUAUUACAGUUUAAAGCAUGAUUUAAAGACCUGUCUUCGUGGGAGAAAGCGCAGAGGAGUUUGGAGAAGAACGACAAAGAGACUUCGUCAUAUAUUUAAGAUAUUAGGGGACUUUCCCAGUAGACGUAAGGAUCAAAGGCGUGCCAUGAGGCCCUGAAUAUGAUUCCUGGAAUUCGGACCCGAGACCGUGCCUAUAAAUUGAUGCUGGUGCAGAACUUAGGCAGAUCUGGAAGGGCAACAUCCAGCAUCUCCGUUGUCUGACAGCCUGAUAUCUUGUGUGCUCUAGACUUAAUACUUUUUAGACUUUGUAAUUUUUGUCUUAUUACUUUUAGUUAACUUGGUAUUUUUAUUUCUUUUCUUUAUCUUUUUAAUUCGGCAAAACUUGUAAUCGCAACUAGCUAAAUUGUAUUAAUAAAUUUUUUAAAAGACAAGAAG
This is a messenger RNA of Misgurnus anguillicaudatus (oriental weatherfish), 9720 nucleotides long. The record is from RefSeq and is a predicted model, not a curated record. NCBI's taxonomy places the organism in Eukaryota, Metazoa, Chordata, Actinopteri, Cypriniformes, Cobitidae.